Molecule: messenger RNA, 771 nt
Organism: Staurois parvus
Lineage: Eukaryota; Metazoa; Chordata; Amphibia; Anura; Ranidae
Source: the annotation of a GenBank genome assembly
AUGGCUACCAGAUCCCCUGAUUAUCCUGCAGCCAUGGCUACCAGAUCCCCUGAUUAUUCUGCAGCAUGUGACUACGACAGCGGCUUGUCCGUAUCCAGCAGUUGUCCCUCUAGCAGACCCUCAUCCCCCUGUCCGUGGCUAAAGCCCGGGAAGUGCGUUGCCUUGGACUGUGAGAUGGUUGGCACAGGGCCCGGUGGUAGGACCAGUGAGCUGGCCCGGUGUAGUAUUGUGAACUACCAAGGAGACGUUGUCUAUGACAAAUACAUUAUGCCAGAGCUACCAAUCACAGACUACAGAACACGCUGGAGCGGCAUCACCAAACGCCACCUGAAAAAUGCCAUUCCAUUUAAAACUGCACAGAAAACGAUCUUGAACAUUCUGAAAGAUAAGCGAGUCAUUGGACAUGCUCUGAUCAAUGAUUAUAAAGCUCUAAGAUAUUACCAUCCCAAGGAACAAACCAGAGACACAAGUCAAAUCCGUCUGCUCACCCAAAUGGCAGGACUGUCCAAAACACCUUCUUUAAAAAGUCUUGCAUGGGUCUCCUGCAGAAAAAAAUACAGUGCAAUGCAGGUGGGUAUAAAGGGCCAUUCCUCGGUGGAAGAUGCUCAGACAUGCAUGGAGCUCUAUAAAUUGGUGGAGGACCAGUAUGAACAAAAACUUCUUACUGACAUUCACGAAGACACUGAAAGCAUUCCAGAGAACACUCAAAACAACAGCCACUACAUGGAUGAUCAAUACUGGCCAUCGGACUUGGAUGAAGACUGCAAAUGA